Stylonychia lemnae is the source of this 3270-nucleotide messenger RNA. NCBI's taxonomy places the organism in Eukaryota, Ciliophora, Spirotrichea, Sporadotrichida, Oxytrichidae. The record is from the annotation of a GenBank genome assembly.
AUGGAAGGAGGUAGAUAAACACAAGGUAUAUAGUUGGAAAAAUCUCCCAAAGACAAGAAUGAGUAUGACAUGUUCACACUGAAUAAUUAAUUAUAAGUCUUGCUUAUUAAUGACAACAACUAGAUUGAGCUAUAGAAGGGCGGCUAAAUGGCAUCAGUUUCUUUAUCUGUGAAUGCUGGUUGUUUGAAUGACCCAAUGCAUAGACAAGGUUUAGCACAUUUCCUGGAGCAUAUGAUAUUUAUGGGAAGUAGUAAAUACCCAGAUGAGAGUGCUUUCUCUACUUUCAUCUCAUCGCAUGGAGGGUAUUCAAAUGCCUACACAGAACUAGAAUUCACAAACUAUUACUUUAAAGUGGACUAUAAAGGACUAUUUGUAGCUUUAGAUAUGUUCAUGUGGCUUUUAAAAGAUCCACUUUUAAAAUAGGAUGCUCAAGACAGAGAAAUAAAAUCAAUUGAAAGUGAAUUUGAAGGAAAUUACCCUUAUGAUAGCUCUAGAAGGUGUUAGCUAUUGAAUUCAAACACUUCUGAUAAGCAUCAUAUCUAUAACAGAUUUACAUGGGGAAACAUCAAGAGUUUGACUGAGAAAAGCCCAGAUACUCUUAUAGAUGAUGUCAGAAAGUUUUUCAAUGAUCAUUACUCAAGUGAUAGAAUGAAGCUAGUGAUUCAAGUUAAAACAGACGAUUGUAUGAAUGAGUUAAGGGAGAAAGUUCAAGAAAUAUUUAGCUAAAUUGACAACAAAAAUUUAGGGCUGCAGAAUUUUCAUUACAAAUCUGACGGUGCAAUUGUGUAAUUACCUUAUGAAAAUAACCUAAACCAAAUGAUAGUAUUCAACUCAGUCAAGAAUACUAAUAACAUCUAAAUUCUGUUUACAUUCCAUAAAUAAAACCUAUAACUGACGACACAAGCAUUAUACAUAAUUAGUCAAUUAGUUGGACAUGAAGGCAAGGGUUCUCUAUAUUAAAAUCUUAAGUAAAAUGAGUAAAUUUUGUCUUUACAUUCAAGAUAUGACACUCAACAAAAGACUUUGUUCUAUACAUUUGAAGUAAGUUUGACAUUGACUGAGAAAGGUGUGAUUGAGUAUUAGAAUGUGGUUGCAGGUGUAUUUAGAUACUUUAAAAUAAUCUUAGAGAAGAUAGAGAGCACUAAAGAUUUCGAUGAAUUUGAUUUUUUAAGACAGAUUAAAUAGUUAAGUGAAGUUUGCUUCUAUUACUAUAAGAUUCCUGAUGCAACUGAUUCAGUAUGUGAACUUGCAAAUGAAAUGAUUUUUAGCGAUGAUCACUCUCAAAUAUUGAAGGACACUUACUCAGGUAUUAUAGUUCAAAAAAUAGAUCUGAAGCACAUAGUAGAUUUCUUAAAGUAAAUGACUCUAGAUAGUUGUAAAAUUGUCAUGAGCGGCAAGAACCUAUUAGAUAAAGAUCUCUACGAGAACAAGCUAACAAAGACUAAGACAGAAAAAUGGUUCAAGACAAAUUAUUAAAUAGUUGAGAAACCAGUUUCUAGCAUUAUCAACUAAAUUCAAAACUAUGAUACUUCAAAAUUAUCUCUCCCACUCACUAAUCCCUUGAUACCUGAAGAUUUCAAAAUAAAAUCUUAGGCGAAAUUAGAAAAGAAUUAAAUACCUUAACUGAUAUAUAAGGACGAAAAUCUCUAUGAGCUGUGGCUGCUAUAAGAUCAUACAUUCUAAAUGCCAAGAGCUAUUGUUUAGAUAGUAUUUAUGAUACCAAAUUUCUUUGAGACUCCAUUUAGAAGAGCGUAUUGGAGUGUAUACACUGAUACUUUGAUAGAAAAGAUAACAGCUGAGGUUGGAUAUGAGGCAUUAAUGGCAGAUAUUUCAUAUUCUAUUAAAGGAUUUGAAAACUUAGGAUUUAAAAUCAAGUUCUAAGGAUUCAAUGACAAGCUUUCUGAUUUUAUCAAGAUGUUCUUCCAAAUCAUGAAAUCAAUUAGAGAUAAUGGCUUUGAAGAAUUCUAUAUAAGAACUGCUGUUGAGAAGUCUAUUAGAUCUUUCAAAAACAUCAAUGUUGAAGUUGACUAAAAGACAACUAACAAUAGACUAAUUUACUUACUUUAACAUCAGUAUCAUGCCAAAUAAAUCCUUGAAGAACUAGAUAAAUUUGACUUACAAGUGUUCAACUAAAACUUUGUGAGGAACUCGAUUCUCUAGGACAUAAAAUACAUGAAAGUUUUUAUCGCUGGAAACAUUGAGUCUCAUGAUGCUGAAAUGAUAAGUUAAAUUCCAAUUUAUGAACUUAAAAUAAAGCCCCAACAGUUUAAUUUGAGAGAUUUAAAUGUAACCAAGAUAAGUCUUCUAAAAGACAAUGAAAUAGUUCAGUGGGACAGCAUUCACUUAUCAAAACCGGUAGAUGCAUAAGAUCAAGAUGAAUCAGAAAAUGAAAGUAUGGAAGACUUGACUGGAUAAUAACAAGAGAGUGAGGAUGAGGAAGAAGAAGAAGAAUCUGAGCAAGUUAAUCCGAUUGAGGAGUCAGAGAUAUAAUCCUAAAAUCAAGAUUAAUCUCAUACAGAAGUACAGAGUGAUAAAAACAAAAUUGAUGAAGAAAAUAAGGAUAGUUUGAAAUAAGCUGAGAGUGACGAGGAGAUGGAUGAUGAGGAGGAAAAAGAAGAGAAGAGAGAAAACAAUUCAUGCAUUCAAGUCUAUUUCUAAAGUAAAAGUCAUGAUCAAUUUACAGGUCUGGCUCUCUAGUUGAUUGAGUCCAUUCUUGAAGAGCUUUUCUAUGACGAAAUGAGGAAUAAAGAGCAAUUAGGUUAUUACGUCGCUGUAAGCAGAAGACAAGCCAGAGGUGUCUUUGCAUUACUAUUUACUAUUGAAAGUGCAGAAUACGAUCCAUUACAUCUUCAAGAGAAAAUUGAAAAAUUUAUUAAGGAAGUCAUUUCGAAAAUUCAAGAGAAAGAGGAAAUUUACAGAGAAUACUAUGAAGGCCUCAUUGCCAGAAAGAAGGAAGGAUAUAAGGAUAUCAAGGAAGAAGCAGGCUAUUACUUUGGGUAGAUGAGAGAAUUUACUUGUGAAAUGAGGAGUCUAUGCUGGGACAGAAUUGAUUAAGAGAUUUAAAUGCUUGAGACUUAAAUGACUAAGGAGAAAUUAAUAGAGGUUUUCAACGAUACUUUGCUAAAUUCACCUAGAAUAGCCAUUUUUAGAGUCUUUGCUGAGAAGUACAAGCAUUUAGCCAAGCAUCAUGAAUUUGAAGAAAUGGUGUUAUCAGGCGAUUAUAUAUCAGGAUCUUUGGGGUAAUCAAUUGACAUGUUUCUAAAUUCUUGA